AUGGACUAGUAGUAUAACAGUAAAAACGAUUAGCGCUAAUGGAUAAAGCUCGUAGAGAACAGUAUACUAAUUUCAAAAAGUACUCAUAAAAAAUUUCAGCCUAUUAGUGGUCGAGAUGAAGUUGAAGCUAUCUCAAUAGAAUACUAGAAUUAUAUAAUUGAAAAUAUAGAAAAAGAAUCUAAGUAUUUGAAAAUAAUUAAUUAAAUAAGCAAGCAAUUAGAUAUAAAAAAUACAAAAUCAAAUGGUACUUCAACUGCAUAGAUAAAUUAAAAUCCAUUACAAAUAGAUUUUGAAUAAUAAUUAUUACAGAUCUAAUUUGUAACAAAGGACCUAUACGAUUAGAUCAUCUUACUUAACAAGAAAAUAGACUAUAUGGAGAUCUAGUUAAACUCUAAAGAACCUAAAUAUUUAAGAUCAACAUUUAAUAGUUCAAAUGGAAUCGAUGCUUUGAAUGUAGAUAUGAAUAGCAUUAGUGAAUAGAUUAAGAGGCUAGCAAAAUUUUUAGAUUUAGAACCUAGAAUAUCUAUAAGCUCUUCAAGAGAGGAUUUAACUUCUCUCUUGGAUUAAAUCGAAAUGAAAGUAAGAGAUAUAAAAGAUGUAAAUAAUUAGAGAUUAGAAAGUUUUGCAAUAAUUUAAUCAAGCAUAUAAUCACUUAAUGAAAUGUGCCAAGAAAUUCAAAAAGCUGAGUAUAUAUCUAUUCCCCUGAUUAAUUAGUUCUCUGUUUUAAAUGAAAAUAUGUAAUAACUUUUGGAAAUUUAAGUAAAAAAUUCAAGUAAUCCUAGAUAAUAUGCCUCCAUGUUUAAUAUAAUUCAAAAAUAAUCUUUAAAUCUUUCAAACACCCUCAAGAACGCUAUUAAUGCUUCGAUUUAUGAAAACAAAGAAGUUAUUUAAAUGAGAAAUGAAGAACUCCUUGAAGAGUUAAAAGCUAAAAGUAAAGAAAUAACAUCAAUGUAAAUUAUGAUAAGGGAGUAUUCAAAUAAAAUUUUGAACGAUCUUUAGAUUCUUUUAAAAAACUCAAAGUAAGAAAGCUCUAUUUGCUAGCUCAUAGAAUCUAUAUAAAAUUAAAUUCAUGAUCUCAAAUAAAGAGUACUCAUCAUUACAAACUAGGAGGCAAAUAAUAUUCAGGAUUAAUCUGAAAAAUUAAUCUUAUUAGAGGCAGAAAACUCAGUCUUAAAUUAAAAGUAUGAGGGUUAUGUAGAAAUAGUGAAAUAAUUAGAAGAAAAAAUUUUUUACUUAAAUAUGCAAGUAGAUUCUCUCAAAGAUCUUAUUUUGAAGAUAGAAAAAGAAAAUGAGUAGUUGAAAAAUGAAAAUGAUGUACUAGUGAGAGAAAAAGAACUUUUCAAGUAAGACAUGGAGCUGAACUUAGAAAAUAUUAUAAAUACUAAGAAUUAAUUUGAGAUAAUAAUGGAAACUGAUAAAUAAAAUUUAUAUUAGAGAAUUGAUGAACUUCGAUAAGAGGUCAUUUAGUUAUAGAACUAAAAAGAAGCAAAGGAAAAAGAAUGCCAAGAAUUACUUGAAACAAUUGAUGAUUUAGAAGAAUUUAGUAAGAAAUAAUUAGCACAUAUUAAGAAUUUUUAAGAUUAAAAUUAAGAAUUACUUGCUAGAAUUGCUUAAUUUGAUAAUAAAGUAAAUUCUCUAGCAGAAGAAAUAAAUGAGUAUAAAAAGAUAAUAGAGAGAUAGUAAAAAGAUAUGGAAAGAAUGUAAAAUGACGUGAGCAAGUUAGUAACAACUUGUGAGCAAUAACAAGAAGAGAUUGUAAAACAAAAAUAGACAACAUAAUAAUACUAAUCACAAUUGUCAGAUUAAAUGAGAAAAUUUGAAGAUUUGAAUUAAAAAUUAUCAGUUUCUUAGUAAGAAAGUGAAAAAAUCAAAUAAAAAAAUAAUGAAUAAGAAGAAAAAUAUUAAAAAAUGUAAUAGCUUCUUUCAAUCACAUAAAAUGAAUUGAAAAAUGCAAGAUAAAAUUCAGAGAAAUAGCAAACUAAGCAAAAUGAAAUUGAGGAUCUUAGAGGUUUGAUUGACUCCUUAUAAAAUGAUAUAAAGACUGCAACCCUCAAUCAAUAGCUUUUUGAAGAGUAAAGAAACUAAAAGCUCAAGGAAAACUAAUUGCUCAAGGAGUAAAAUUAGUAAUUAUAAUAAGAAGUACUUACUAUGAGGGAGCAGAUUUCUUAAACAAAGAGACUUUCUAUUUCCUCAAGCAUAGGAGAAAAUAAAUAACAUUUAAUUAUAGAAUCUUUGAAGUGCUAAAUUAAAUACAAGGAUCAAUAAUUUGAAAAAGAACGAGCCAUGUUUAGAUAAGAAGAGGAUGCUAAGAUAAAAAAAAUUCAAUUACUUGAAAAUUUAAUUAAAUAACUUUAAGCUGGAUAAGAAGUUAAUGGGUUGUAAGUUCAUGAAGAGCCAAUAAAUGGAAACACUGCAAAUUUUAAUAGUAGCUUGAAUAUGUAUUAUGAAAAUUUACUUGAAACAAAAGAUUUGGAAAUUAGUCAUCUUAGAAAUUUGAUAAAAUAGUUUACUUUAGAGAAUACAAACUGA
Tetrahymena thermophila SB210 is the source of this 2529-nucleotide messenger RNA. RefSeq lists its product as hypothetical. The transcript has 11 exons. The record is from RefSeq and is a predicted model, not a curated record. NCBI's taxonomy places the organism in Eukaryota, Ciliophora, Oligohymenophorea, Hymenostomatida, Tetrahymenidae.